GGAGCGCAGUUAAGAUUGUCGAGGGCAUAGAGCAUAACAAGUCUAGUGCCGAGCUCUUUAAAAAAACUCAGACGUAAGGGCGGAAAAGGAAACGCUAAUAACGUGCUGUAGGCAAGGGCCAGGAGGAUAACCUUCCUGCCGAAGGUUUUAUGGAGGGUGGCAGGCCAUUAUAAUAUGCUAUACGGAGGUUGGUGGGCAGCUUUUAGCUGCAUAGGCACAGUGACUUGCAAUUGAAUUGCAUCGAUGUCCGAUGAGACUACUGCGCUCCGAUUUUUUUAAUCGAAAUCCGUGCCAAUUCUGUACUUAUUCCCCCACAAACAACAACUUAUUAUUGCAGUAUGAAGCAGUAAUAACUCCUGGAAAUGAACAGUUUGUUCACCAUUUUGAAGUAUUUCAUUGUCAAACCCCUACAAGACCUUUUGCUGGCGAUUGCUCCACUGCAAAACCUACAGAGGCUAAAAGUUGUUCUAAAGUUUUGGCUGCUUGGUCAAUGGGGGCGAAUGUUUUUUUAAUUAAAUUUUCAAUACUCCCCUUCCCUUAUAAGCCUGUCGUCUUUCCCCCACAAGCAGGAAUGCCGUUGGGAGGUCCUGGCUUCGUCCCUUUUUUAAUGGUGGAAAUACACUACAACAAUCCUGCACUUCUCUCUGGCUACACUGACAGUUCUGGACUUAAAAUAACCUUCACAAAGCAUUUGAGACCUUUUGACGCUGGAAUAAUGGAGUUGGGGCUGAUAUAUUCUGAUGCAAACUCCAUCCCUCCAAUGCAAAAAGCAUGGCCACUUACGGGCUAUUGCCCUUCUGAGUGUACCGAAAAGGCAAAAAAUAAUUUUUAA
Meloidogyne enterolobii is the source of this 832-nucleotide messenger RNA. The record is from the annotation of a GenBank genome assembly. NCBI's taxonomy places the organism in Eukaryota, Metazoa, Nematoda, Chromadorea, Rhabditida, Meloidogynidae.